CCCUGCGCGCCGCCCUCCCGCGCCCCGCCGCCGUCCGCCGCCUGCGCACCGCCGCGCCGCGCCCGGCCUUCGCCAAGGAGCUCUUCGUGGGGACGCUGCGGAAGGAAGAAGUUUUCCCUUAUCCAGAAAUUACCAAUGAAGAACUGGAGGAGAUCAAGCAGUUUGUGGGACCUGUGGAAAAAUUCUUCAAUGAAGAAGUGGACUCUAAGAAGAUUGAUCAAGAAGCAAAAAUCCCACCUGAAACUUUAAAAGGACUGAAGGACCUGGGUCUCUUUGGCAUGCAGAUUCCAGAGGAAUACGGUGGUCUUGGGCUGUCAAAUACCAUGUAUGCACGUUUGGGAGAGAUCACUUCUCUAGACGGAUCUAUCGCAGUUACUCUGGCAGCACAUCAAGCUAUUGGGCUUAAGGGAAUCCUCAUUGCUGGCACUGAUGAGCAGAAAGCAAAGUACCUGCCUCGACUGGCAUCUGGGGAGCACAUUGCAGCUUUCUGUCUCACCGAGCCUGGAAGUGGAAGUGAUGCUGCCUCCAUCCAGACACGAGCAACCCUCAGUGAAGAUGGCAAACACUUCUUAUUAAAUGGCACCAAGGUUUGGAUCUCAAAUGGUGGCCUUGCCAGUAUUUUCACAGUCUUUGCCAGGACAGAGGUGGUGGAUAAAGAUGGACAGGUAAAAGACAAGAUCACUGCUUUCAUCGUGGAGAGGGAUUUUGGUGGAGUCACCCAUGGGAAACCUGAGGAUAAGUUGGGCAUUCGAGGAUCCAACACCUGUGAAGUACAUUUUGAAAACACAAAAGUGCCUAUAGAGAAUGUAAUUGGAGAAGUAGGAGGGGGAUUUAAGGUUGCCAUGAAUAUCCUGAACAGUGGGAGAUUUAGCAUGGGCAGUGCAUCUGCUGGAAUGAUUAAAAAGCUGAUAGAAAUGACAGCAGAGUAUGCUUGUACCAGGAAACAGUUCAACAAGAAGCUGAGCGAGUUUGGAUUAAUUCAGGAGAAGUUCUGCUUCAUGGCUGUGAAGGCAUAUGUAAUGGAGAGCAUGGCUUACCUCACUGCAGGGAUGAUGGACAGGCCAGGCUUUCCAGACUGCUCCGUGGAGGCAGCAAUGGUCAAGGUGUUCAGCUCGGAGGGCGCGUGGGCCUGCGUGAGCGAAGCCCUGCAGAUCCUGGGGGGCCUGGGCUACAUGAGGGAUUACCCCUACGAGCGCUUCCUCAGAGACACCCGCAUCCUGCUCAUCUUCGAGGGAACAAAUGAAAUCCUGCGAAUGUAUAUUGCAUUGACGGGGAUGCAAUAUGCAGGCAAAAUCUUAACUGACAAAAUUAAAGAGAUCAAGAAAGGCAACGUGGGAGUGGCGCUGGGAGAGUUCUUCAGCAGGUUACGGGACACGAUGGGCAGAAAAGUGGACUAUGGGCUGGUUGGUGCUGAUGGAGUGGUGCACCCCAGCCUCCAGGAAAGUAGCAAGAAACUUGAAGAAAAUGUUUAUUAUUUUGGAACCACAGUGAAAGGGCUGCUAAGAAGGUUUGGCAAGACCAUAGUGGAUGAGCAGCUGGUCCUGAAGAGAGUGGCUGAUGUGGUGAUCAACCUGUACGCAAUGACAGCGGCCAUCUCCCGCGCCAGCCGCUCCAUCAGCAUCGGCCUGAGGAACCACGACCACGAGGUGCUGCUGACAAAUAUCUUCUGCACAGAAGCAUAUUUCAAGAAUAAUUAUGCCAUGGCUCAACUAGAAAAAUAUGCAGAUGAGAAUCUGGAUGACUACAUCAAGAAAGCAGCGAAGCAGGUGCUGGAGAAGCGCUCAUAUACCUGCUCCCACCCCCUGGACAGGACCUUCUGACACUGCCAGGUGCUGAUGGGUUCAAGCACUGACUGGUUUGUCAAGUAUCUGACACCAUUUCCUGACUUUACCAAACUUAAUUAGCUACAACAGUAAAAAUAAAACUUCUAACCAGAUCUCCACAGCAGGAGGCUACAA
Messenger RNA from Colius striatus (speckled mousebird), 1958 nucleotides. It is a transcript of the gene ACAD9, whose product is annotated as acyl-CoA dehydrogenase family member 9. Gene Ontology annotation, molecular function: flavin adenine dinucleotide binding; acyl-CoA dehydrogenase activity. Lineage: Eukaryota; Metazoa; Chordata; Aves; Coliiformes; Coliidae. The transcript has 18 exons. The record is from RefSeq and is a predicted model, not a curated record. Bases 279 to 1820 code for a protein of 513 amino acids.